Messenger RNA from Debaryomyces hansenii CBS767, 888 nucleotides. Its product is annotated as DEHA2F22132p. Lineage: Eukaryota; Fungi; Ascomycota; Pichiomycetes; Serinales; Debaryomycetaceae. The transcript has a single exon. The record is from RefSeq and is a predicted model, not a curated record. The coding region runs from base 1 to 888 and encodes 295 amino acids.
AUGAUGAAUUCUAAAUAUAAAGCUAAGACACACUUAGUAUCUUAUGAGGAAGCCGCUUAUAAAAGGUUUUUAAAUAGAUUAAACAAAUGGCCAUCAAUGCCCAUCUUACAAAUCCAUAAUAAACAAGGUAUAGUUUCAGGAGCAAAGAAUGAUAUAAAGAGAUCCAAAAUAUAUUCUUCAAGUUCGAUGAGCCUUCCUUCUGCCACAUAUAGCCUGUUUGGAAGUGAAACUAAGUCUAACAUAGAGAACUGUGAUUCCGAUGAAUUAGAGCAUCAAUUUAACUCAAGUGACGAUGAGUUAGUCUCCGAAAAACAAAUCGUUGACUCUCAGAGAGUUAACUUAGAAAAUAUACAAAGUUCUUCUCUAUCAUUACAAACAUUGGAGCUAACUAUAGAUACAUGUAAAAUAUUUGAAAGUAAGGAGCCGGCUUAUGAGCAAUUAUUUGAUGUCUCGUUACUGUCGUUCGCUGAAUCGGAUGUCAGCAGCUUAGUGAAUGUGCUAAACACAUUGAAGUUUAAUAAUGAGUCAGAUAUGAACCAGAUGAAUUCUCAAGAAGAAAGAAGAAAACUUAAAUACCGAAGUGAACAUACCACUUACCAUUUAAAAAAUAAUGACAAUUUAUUCUACGUAAGGAAAGACGGAGCUAAGAGAAACUUAAAAGAUUCCAAUCUGAAAGAUGUUUUUAUUAGACAACAGGAGAAUCUGUCAGAAGAUGUUGAAAGCAUUUCUUCUUUAAACGACAGUUUCUCGAAAGAAUAUUUAAUGCAUUUUAAAGAUCGACUAAAAGAAAUAAGGAAAGAAAACAUGACAAUUCCAGUGAUAAAUAAGCCUAUCCAUAACGGAAAUAGGUUUAGUAGGGUAUUCAACUAUUGUUUUCUGAUGAGAUAA